Plasmodium falciparum 3D7 is the source of this 5133-nucleotide messenger RNA. RefSeq lists its product as uncharacterized. The record is from RefSeq and is a predicted model, not a curated record. Lineage: Eukaryota; Apicomplexa; Aconoidasida; Haemosporida; Plasmodiidae.
AUGAAAGAAGAAAAAAACAAUAGUGAAAAUAAUGAAAAUAAAUACUUGUCUCAUUUAUAUUCAUUUUUAAACUCGAAUUAUAUUAAAAGCUCAUUUGAAAGUAAAUCAGAAAAUGUGCAAAACAAAAACAAAAAGAAACAUUUAUCAUCCCGAAAGGCAUAUAGAUAUCUAAUCAGGAAAUUUAAAAAGGUUGCGAUAGAAUGUGACUUAUACUUUGAGGAGAUAGAAAUUAAAAAUGAAAACGAGAAAUUGUUCAUACAAUUGUUUGGUAAAAACACUGUAACUUUAAAAAAACUUUAUAAGAAAAAAAAAACAAUUGAUCAUUACUUUUUUCUACUUUUAUUAUUUAAUAUUUUAUCUAAUCUCCCAUAUUCCAUUAUACCUAUCCAAAAGUUUGUUGACAUUUGCGAUAGUUAUAUAGGUUAUGGGGUUCAUCUCUUGAUAAAUUUGAAUAGCACUUUAUAUAAUAAAAAGAAAAAAAUUCACAAAAUAUUUUUUGAUCCGGUGUUUUAUUUGUUUACAUCACUAUGGAAUAAUCACCAUUUUCAAAUAUCGUUAUCAAAUACUAUGGUAAUUUUAUUUUUCUUUUACAAAAUAUAUAUUAUAUUGAAAAAACUGGAAAUAAGAAAUGUGAAUUUAUUUGAUAACAUCUAUAUAUUAUGUUCUUCUUAUGUAAACAAGAUAAAUUCAACAUUAUGGUUUAGCAUGUACCUCAUCAUGAAACGUAUGCUCAUUGACGAGUGCGAAAUAAAGAUUAUUAAAAAGAAAAAGACGUAUUUAAUAUUACCCAUAUUUAUCGACAUUAUAAAAAUUUUGGAUGUAUAUGAUGAGAUAAUAAAAAAGACAAACAUCGAGCCCUUGAUCAAAUUAUAUGAGGAAUUAAAAUUAUUUUUACUUUAUUUUUUCCAUAAAUUAUUAUAUAAUUUAUUAACUGAACAAGAUAAUUUACCUCGAAAUAUUUUCAAAUAUUUACAAAUAAACAAUAAUAUAAUAUAUAAUAAGAAAAAAAAAUAUAACAAUUUGUUAUCGUAUAACUCUAAAAAAAAAGAUUCGAGUGAAUUUUUUAAUAGUUAUUAUAGAUAUACAAAUUCGAUAAAUGAAAACGUUGUGUUCUUAUCAUUUUUUGAAAACUUUUAUUUCUUUAAUACAUUUACGAAUAAUGGACAAGCUUCCAGUUCUUUUCCCUCCUUAUCCUUUUCUUUUAAUUCGAUAGGUUCAUCUAUUGAAUCGGAUGAAGGGGAUAUGUAUAAGGAUACUAAUGUUGUACAUGACAAAAUGGAAGUAUAUAAUCAUAAUAAUAAUAAUAAUAAUAAUUAUAUAUAUGACAAAAGUGGGAAAGCAUUUUCUCAGAAAAAUGAAUAUGAAGAUAUAAUAAUAACAAAAGAUCACACAGCCCUCAACAAUCAUGAAUAUGAUCAUCUUUCCUCAAAACAUGAUGAUAACUAUAAUGAUAAUAAUAAUAAUAAUAAUAAUUGUAAUAAUAAUUGUAAUAAUUAUUAUAAUAAUGCGAGUUUGAUGAAAAAUGAGAAAUCUUCUCAGAUAAUAAAAAUGUAUAAAAACAAAAUCGACAUACUAAAUAUGCAAUAUAAUCAUUUUUUUGUGCACAGGUGUAAAAAUGAGGGGAAGUGCAUUUUAUUGAUCAAAAGUUAUUUUAACGAUUAUUUGUGUGCUCUAGUAAAUAGUUUGUAUAUAUAUUCGAAAGAUAUAUAUUCUAUCAAGAAUUUUAAUUCGAAGGGCGAAGGGAAAAAUAAAUGGAAAGACAAAAAUGAAAAUGAUCAAAAUGGUGAUAAUAUUAUUAAUGAUGAUAAUAUUAUUAAUGAUGAUAAUAUUAUUAAUGAUGAUAAUAUUAUUAAUGAUGAUAAUGUUAUUAAUGAUGAUAAUGUUAUUAAUGGUGAUAAUAUUAUUAAUGAUGAUAAUGUUAUUUAUGAUGAUAAUAUUAUUAAUGAUAAUAAUAUUAUUAAUGAUAAUAAUAUUAUUAAUGAUGAUAAUAUUAUUAAUGAUAAUAAUAUUAUUUAUGAUAAUAAUAUUAUUUAUGAUGAUAUCCUUAAUAAUAAGAACCUAUCAAAAUACAAAAUGAAAGAUGUUAGAGGAAAACAAAAUUUUCGUAAUAGCGAAACACAUGUUAUAUAUCAAAAUAGCAAAAGUUCUCAAAAUAAAGAAUCGAAGUACUCAACUAUUAUGAAUCAUAAGAAAGAUGAUACAUAUUCAUUUAAGACACAUAAGAGGAAUGAUGUUCAUUUUAAUAUUAUCCAUAAACAGAAGAUAGAAGAACAUCAUGGGAAUAAAGAAAAAAAAGAAAGAAAAAUUAUUAAAAAGCAAAAUAAGAUUAUAAGUAAAAAUAAAAAAGAGUAUAAAAAAGGAAAAAAAAAAAAAAAAUUUGGAGAAAAUUAUAUACCAAUUUUAAAUACACUUAUAAGUUUUAUUGAAGUGAUAUAUAAAAAUGUGUUUAAAAAGGUUUUAAUAAAAAUAAGUAAAAGUAAAAGUAUAAAUGAUUUAAAAUUAUAUUCUUAUAUAGAAAAAAUAUAUGAAUAUAAUACAUAUUACUGUCUUAAAAAUCGAUUGAAAAAAUUUUGUUUUACAUUAUUUUUCUCGGUUACUUUAAAAAAUUUAAUUAAAUGUUAUAUUUGUAAAAUAAAAAGAGAAGAAUUAAAUAAAAGCAACUUUGAGAAAUUUCAAUCGACAUUAAUAUAUGAUACAUGUAGUUUUAUAAAUAUAUAUAAUCAGCUAGGUCAAACAAAUUUUAAAGAUAUAUUUAGAAAUAAAUAUGUAAACUUUUUAAUAUAUAUAAAAAAUAUAUUAACCUUACCAUAUGACAAAUUGUUGAGAGUACCUAUAAAGAACAAGUACUUUUUUUUUUAUAUUAAAAAUAAAAGAAUAGAUAUACCAUUUCAAAAAUUUUUUAAUGAAUAUAAAAUAAAAAAUGAAAAAAUAUUCCAUGCUAAUAAAAAUGGAAAAUCAUUAUUAUUGGAUAGAUAUCAUUAUCUUUUAAACGAAGCAAAAGGAAACACUAUGAGUUGUAGGAACACUAGUAAAAGUUCUUUAUUCUUUUUAAAAAACUCGAAUAGUAUGCAUGAAAAAAUAUAUAAUAUCUUGAAAACAUUUAAUCCCUUGAAUAAUUUGUAUUCAAAAGUGAAUGAGGAAGAUCAGGAAGGGGUAAUAAAUUCGUAUAACAAUGAUGAGUUUGAAGACGAGUAUACUUCGAUAAAAACGUAUGAUAGUAAAAAUAAUAUAUACAUGGAUAAUUAUGAUGAAAACGAGGAACAUAAUAAGGACAACGUAUAUUACAGUAGUAUCAGCAGUACAUCAAGUAGUAAAACGGAAACGAAUAUAAGUAACACGGAUGUGUCUACUAGUAGUAAGAGUAGUUGUAAAUAUAGAAAUAAGGAUAGUGUUAAUAGUAGUGAUAUAAUAAUAAGCAGUGUAGAUAAUAUGGGUAACCAAGAUAAUGAAGGUAAUAAAUUAUGCAGAAAUGUAAAUAAGGAAGUCGAUUUAAAGAAACGAAAAAGUAUAUAUGAAGAAAAAAAAAGGGAUUAUAUAUCAUGUAGUGGUGAUAAUAAAAAUGAUGAUGAUAAAAAUGAUGAUAAUAAAAAUGACGAUGAUAAAAAUGACGAUGAUAAAAAUGACGAUGAUAAAAAUGACGAUGAUAAAAAUGACGAUGAUAAAAAUGACGAUGAUAAAAAUGACGAUGAUGAUGAUAAUAAAAAUGAUAAUCAUAAUAAUAAUAUUAGUAGUAGUAGUAGUAGUUGUUGUAGCCAUUUCUCCUUCUCAUAUAAUACAAUUGAUGAUAAAAAAAAAAAAGGAAAAAAGAAAAAAAAAGAAACCGAAAGCUAUUAUGAUGUCAGCAGUAUGAAUAGUAAUGAUCUAUAUGAAGAAAAACAAAAUAUCCAAACAAUAUUUCAAAGAAAAAAAAAAAUAAAUAACAAUAAUAUGAAGAAUCCUUUUGAAAUGAAUAUUAAUGAAAAAAAAAAUAGUAUAAAGGUAUAUAUAAAGAAUUCAAAUCAACAAUAUGAUCGGAAAAUAUUACUUUUAAAAGAUGAUAAAAUUUAUUUUUAUAAUUCAGAAUAUUCCAUAACAUAUGAUUCAUUUUAUUUUCUUAUGGAAAUAAAAAAAAUUUAUUCAUGUGAUGGAUUUUUUGAUUCAUUAAUAAAUUCGGAAAAGUUGAGUUCAGUUAAUUCUUCCUAUACAUCAACAGAAGAUAAUGAAUUUUAUUCAAGGAAAAAAGAUACACUCUCUUCAGAAAGUGAAUGGCAAAAAUGUGGAUAUGAUGCAAAAAUUAUAUUCCAUAAUUCACUGAGGAAAAAUAUCCAGCUCAUGUUUAUAGAUCAAGGAUAUGAAAAAUUCGUAACCAAAAUUAACAACGAAUUAGUUCAUGAAAUGGACAGAUCAUAUGAAUAUAUAAACUUAAGUUAUGAUAAAGAGCAAGAAAAGGAAUAUGUAAAUAAUUAUUUAAAUAAUUAUAUUGAUCCAGAAAAAAAUAAUGAAAUCUAUUUUAGUACAAAUAGUGAUACUAUUUCAGAAGUAGAUGAAACCAAUUAUCAUGAAAAGGUAAAUAAUAAAUCGAUAGAACAAUACAAAAAUUUUGAAAAAGAUGAAUCCUUAAUAAAUCAUCAAUCCAUAGAAAACAAAAGAAACACACAAAAUGAAUUAGAUGAUAAUGAACAAAAUAUAUUAAACAAUAUUUUAAAAAAUAACAAUCAUUUUUUCAAGGAAAAAAAUAUAUAUAAUUCUCAAAAUGAAUCGUAUGCAGACUCCCCAAGUUGCUCACAAUAUAUGUCACAAAAUAUGUCACAAAAUUUAUCACAAAAUAUGUCGCAAAAUUUAUCACAAAAUAUGUCACAAAAUUUAUCACCCAUUUAUCAGAACCUAGUUGAAUACAAAUAUGCAUCCAGCACCACCGAUAUAUAUAUUAAAGAAAAAAAUUAUUUUUCCAAAAAAAAAAAAAUUAAAGUAAAAAAGGAAAAUAAAAUGAAACUCUUUAGAAAUAUAAAUAAAAAUGAUAUUUAUAAUUUGUUUCACGAAGAAAUAUGUAGAUUAUGUAAAAAUAAAAAUAAUCACAUUUCUAAGACAAAAGCUGAUGACCUUUUCUUUUAUAAAUCUGUAAAUAAGUUAUAUCACUCGGUUAAUAUUUCGUGA